AAGAGUAUAAAUAACGGCGCGAAGGCUCGUCAUGAAGAGAGCGGGGUCUUCGGCGGUUAGGAGAGAAGCUUUCCCUCAGAAUGACCCUGAACCGCAGCGCCCGCCUGAGCGUCCUGGACUGGCGGCGCGGGAGCACGCCCUUCGCGGCCCAGCAGCUUCAGCACCAGGCGGCUCUGCACCGGCGCAGCAUGCCGGUCGACGAGAGGGAGCUCCGCGCGGCCCCCGAAGAAGAGGAAGCAGCAGCGGAGGAAGGGCGGCGCCAGGCCUCGGGCUCCUCGGGCUCGCUGGCCUCCUCCUCGGCCUCCUCCUCAGGCAGCGACGCGGAAGGGCGCCUCCACAAGGUGCUGCUGCUCGGCGCGCGCGGCGUCGGGAAGAGCAGCCUCGCGCGCGUCUUCGGCGGCCUGGAGGAGGGGCCUGAGGCGGAAGAAGCCGGCAAUACAUAUGACAGAUCCAUUGUUGUUGAUGGUGAAGAAGCUUCUCUGGUGGUGUUUGACAUAUGGGAGCAGGAUGAUAGCCAAUGGCUCCAGAAUCACUGCAUGAAAAUGGGGGAUGCUUACAUUAUUGUGUACUCAGUGACGGACAAAGUUAGCUUUGAGAAAGCUUCUGAGCUACGCAUUCAGCUGCGAAGAGCAAGGCAAACGGAAGAUAUCCCUAUCAUCCUUGUAGGAAAUAAAAGCGAUCUUGUCCGAUCACGGGAAGUCUCUGUAGAUGAGGGACGCGCCUGUGCUGUCGUCUUUGAUUGCAAAUUCAUUGAAACUUCAGCUGCUCUGCAUCACAAUGUCAAGGACCUGUUUGAAGGGAUUGUCCGGCAAAUCCGGCUACGCAAAGACAGCAAAGAAGACAAUGCUCGACGGAUGUCCAACACGAAAAGAAGGGAAAGCAUCAGCAAAAAGGCCAAGCGGUUCCUGGGGAGAAUUGUUGCAAAGAACAAUAAGAAAAUGGCAUUUAAGGCCAAGUCCAAGUCCUGCCACGACUUGUCAGUGCUUUAAAAAUAGCUUUUGCUUUUUAGACCAGAUGCUGUGUAUGUGGGUUGUGAAUGUGCCUGACUGUUAGGAAUGAAGGGGGAAAACAGACCGUGAGCACAAAGCUACACAGCGGGAGAAAACAAAAUCUCCUUCAUGCCUUAUGGUUCCUCAAACCAAGCCUUGGAAAUAAGCUGACUGUGUCUUCAUUGGUUACCAGUUUAUAAGCUUCAUAUGUGUGUGCAAGCAACUGAACUAAUUUCAAAUUCAGCAGCUUUGUAUGCCUACAUUCUCAAUGUGUAUAUUUGCAGACUGUCCUGUUUGGACAUCAGGAGAAAUGCCAGAAUGAAUGAUGUGACAUAAAAUAUGGGGGGAAAGUAUCACCGGAAACAUGUCUCCUUUGCAGAGCAAAACUUGAAUACUUGUACGCAGGCUCGUACACCUUUCUCUUUGAUACAUAUAUCUAUAUAUCUAUAUUAUAAAAAUAAUCUUUUAAAAACUAAAUGUGGGCUGGAGGGAUGCCAUUCAAAGUGCAAUUGGCUCACUGGGGAAAAAAAUCAAAUACAGUAGAGUCUCAUUUAUCCAACAUAAACGGGCCAGCAGAACGUUGGAUAAGCGAAUAUGUUGGAUAAUAAGGAAGGAUUAAGGAAAAGCCUAUUAAAAAUCAAAUUAGGUUAUGAUUUUACAAAUUAAGCACUAAAAUAUAAUGUUCAACAACAAAUUUGGCAGAAAAAGUAGUUCAAUACGCAGUAAUGCUAUGUAAUAAUUACUGUAUUUACGAAUUUAGCACCAAAAUAUGAUGUAUUGAAAACAUUGACUACAAAAAUGUGUUGGAUAAUCCAGAACGUUGGAUAAGCAAGUCUUGGAUAAGUGAGAUUCUACUGUAUAACUUUUGACAUUAAUUUGCACUUUCGUUAACUGUUUAACUUGUUACUUGUUUACAUGCAGAUUUUUAUAAUAAAGUAUUUCUGAUGAUUUCAAAAA
Messenger RNA from Anolis carolinensis (green anole), 1946 nucleotides. It is a transcript of the gene rrad, whose product is annotated as RRAD, Ras related glycolysis inhibitor and calcium channel regulator. Lineage: Eukaryota; Metazoa; Chordata; Lepidosauria; Squamata; Anolidae. The record is from RefSeq and is a predicted model, not a curated record. Gene Ontology annotation, molecular function: GTP binding; GTPase activity; calcium channel regulator activity. Gene Ontology annotation, biological process: negative regulation of high voltage-gated calcium channel activity. The transcript has 4 exons. Gene Ontology annotation, cellular component: plasma membrane. Bases 81 to 989 code for a protein of 302 amino acids.